Podarcis muralis (Common wall lizard) is the source of this 11826-nucleotide messenger RNA. RefSeq names its product sortilin related receptor 1 (gene SORL1). Gene Ontology annotation, biological process: protein targeting to lysosome; protein retention in Golgi apparatus; post-Golgi vesicle-mediated transport. Gene Ontology annotation, molecular function: protein binding. The record is from RefSeq and is a predicted model, not a curated record. NCBI's taxonomy places the organism in Eukaryota, Metazoa, Chordata, Lepidosauria, Squamata, Lacertidae. Gene Ontology annotation, cellular component: Golgi apparatus; membrane.
ACAACAACAACAACAGCCAAGCGGAUAAUUUCGCCACGCACGCGCGCGCUCGCUGCUUUGCCCCGCACCGCGCAAAAGGCAAGGAAGGGUUGCAAUGCCCCGGGAAGCGGCGCGUGCAGCCCCGGGCCCUUGGCGCGCGCCGGAGCCGAGCUGCCUGCAGCUGGCCUGAAUCUGCUCGCUGCUGUUGCUCCCUCGCCACCCCCCCCUUCCCCGCCGCCACCGGGUUUCCCGGCUUUGCAAUCCUAUUGCACAUUCUGUCCUGGCGGCGGCGCCCCACUUUGCAGCUCGCCAAGCCGGCGGAGCGCGGAGGCAGCGAACAUGGCGACAGGGAGAAGCCGCGCCGGGGAGCCGCGCUCUCCGCUCCGGGAAACGGCCGCCCGGCUGGCGAUGCCGCCGCCGCGUCUCGCUCUCCUCCUCCUCCUGCUCUCCGCUUGCAGCCUCCGGCCGGCCGAGUCCGCCGGCAGGACCUUGCGGCUGCACGCCGCUUUCACAUCCCGAGCCCAGGACCGGGGCUUCGAGGUGCUGCGGGCGAGCAGUCCCGAUGGCACAGUCAGGCAGCCGACGCCGGGCGAGAUGCUGCGGAGCAAGCGGAGCGCCAACGCCGCCGCCCAGCAGCAGGAGUCCAUGAAGGUGUACGGACAGGUCAGCCUGAAUGAUUCCCACAACCAGAUGGUCGUUCACUGGGCUGGAGAGAAGAGCAACGUCAUUGUCGCUUUGGCCCGUGAUAGCUUAGCCUUCCUAGGCCCCAAGUUAAGUGAUGUUUAUAUUUCUUACGACUACGGGAAAACCUUUAAAAAGAUAUCGGAGAAAUUCAAUUUUGGCCCGGGGAACAGCAGCCAAGCAGUGAUUGCUCAAUUCUACCACAGCCCAGCCGACAACAAGAGGUACAUCUUCGUUGAUGCCUUCACUCAGUACCUCUGGCUUACCACGGACUUCUGCAACACCAUCCAGGGCUUCUCAAUUCCGUUCAAAGCGGCAGAUCUACUUUUGCACAGCCGACUCCCAAACCUCAUCUUGGGAUUUGACAAGACCCAUCCCAACAAACAGCUCUGGAAGUCGGAUGAUUUUGGGCAGACGUGGAUAAUGAUUCAGGAGCACGUGAAAUCGUUUUCCUGGGGUGUUGAACCGUAUGACAAACCCUACACAGUUUACAUCGAGCGGCAUGAGCCUACCCGGGCCUCCACAAUCCUCCGCAGCACCGAUUUCUUUCAAACCAGAGAAAACAAAGAGAUUCUGCUCGAGGAGGUUGAAGACUUCCAGCUCAGGGAAAAGUAUCUGUUUGCAACAAAAUCUGUGCAUCUUUUAGGGACGCAGCAGCCAUCCGUUCAGCUUUGGGUAUCCUUUAACCGCAAGCCGAUGCAAGCAGCCCAGUUUGUGACGAGGCAUCCCAUUAAGGAAUACUAUAUUGCGGACACAUCUGAAGAUCAGGUGUUUGUGUGUGUCAGUCACAGUAACAACAGCACCAACCUCUACAUCUCUGAAGCGGAAGGCCUAAGGUUUUCGUUGACUUUGGAGAACGUCCUGUACUACAGCCCUGGAGGAAUGGGGAGUGACACUUUGGUCAAGUACUUUGCGAACGAGCCCUUUGCGGACUUCCACCGUGUGGAGGGGGUGCCGGGGGUCUACAUUGCCACCUUGAUCAACAGCUCCUUCAGCGAGGAGAACAUGCGGUCUGUCAUCACCUUCGACAAAGGUGGGACUUGGGAAUUUCUCCAGCCGCCAGAGUAUACUCGCUACGGCGAAAAGAUAAAUUGUGAGCUUUCCAAGGGCUGCUCUCUUCACCUGGCCCAGCGGCUGAGCCAGCUCCUCAACUUCCAACUGCGCAGAAUGCCCAUCCUCUCCAAAGAAUCAGCUCCGGGACUGAUCAUCGCAACAGGAUCUGUGGGCAAGAACAUGGCGAGCAAAAUGAACGUGUACAUUUCAAGCAGUGCGGGGGUCCGGUGGAAAGAGGUCCUGUCCGGACCCCAUUAUUACUCAUGGGGCGACCAUGGAGGGAUCCUCAUGGCGGUAACACAGGGCACAGAGACAAACCAGCUCAAGUACAGCACAAACGAAGGGGAGACCUGGAAGGUGUUCACCUUUUCGGAGAAGCCGGUCUUUGUUUACGGCCUCCUGACGGAGCCUGGGGAGAAAAGCACCAUAUUCACCAUCUUUGGCUCUUACAAGGAGAAUAGGCACAGCUGGCUCAUCCUACAGAUCAACACCACGGAUGUGCUUGGGGUGCCUUGCACUGAAAACGACUACAAACUGUGGUCCCCCUCUGACGAAAGAGGCAAUGAGUGUCUCCUGGGACACAAGACGGUCUUCAAAAGGCGAACUCCCCAUGCGACUUGCUUCAACGGUGAAGACUUCGAUCGCCCAGUCAUGGUCUCCAACUGUUCUUGCACCAGAGAGGACUAUGAAUGUGACUUUGGCUUCAAGCUGAGCGAAGACUUGUCAUUGGAAGUUUGUGUACCAGACCCUGAAUUUGCUGGCAAACCAUCUUCUCCCCCUGUGCCGUGUCCCAUUGGUUCAACUUACAAGAAGACCAGAGGUUACCGCAAGAUCUCUGGAGACACUUGCUCAGGGGGGGACGUUGAGGCUCGGCUGGAAGGGGAAUCUGUACCAUGUCCAUUAGCAGAGGAGAAUGAAUUCAUUCUCUACACCACACGGUACUCCAUCCACCGAUACGACCUCUCCUCUGGGAUCAGCGAAGAGCUGCCGCUGACGGGGCUGCGAGGGGCAGUGGCGCUUGACUUUGAUUAUGACCGCAACUGUUUGUACUGGGCCGACGUGACGCUAGACAUUAUCCAGCGCCUGUGUCUUAAUGGGAGCUCGGGACAGGAGAUCAUCGUCAGCACCGGUCUGGAGACUGUCGAAGCGUUGGCCUUUGAACCCAUCAGCCAGCUGCUGUACUGGGUGAACGCUGGCAUUCCAAAAAUCGAGGUCGCCAACCCAGACGGAGACUUGCGACUUACGGUGUUGGAUUCCUCUGUGCUUGAACGGCCGCGAGCCUUGACUCUGGUACCUAAAGAAGGGCUGAUGUUCUGGACAGACUGGGGGGACUCCAAGCCUGGCAUUUACCGCAGUGAGAUGGAUGGCUCUUCCCCGACUUGCGUUGUCUCCGAGGGAGUGAGGUGGCCAAAUGGCAUUUCGGUGGAUGAUCACUGGAUCUACUGGACGGAAGCCUACAUGGACAGGAUCGAGCGCAUCGAUUUCAAUGGCUUGCAGAGAUCGGUAAUCCUAGACAGCCUCCCGCAUCCUUACGCCAUCGCUGUUUUUAAGAAUGAAAUCUAUUGGAACGAUUGGUCGCAGCUGAGUAUUUUCAGAGCCUCCAAACACAGUGGGUCCAAAAUGGAGACAUUGGUUGACCAUCUCAAUGGUGUGAUGGACAUGAAGAUCUUCUACCGAGGAAAGACAGCAGGGCAGAAUGCUUGCAUCUCUAAGCCUUGCAGCCUUUUGUGCCUCCCAAAAUCAAACAACAGCCGAAGCUGUAAAUGCCCCGAGGGAGUUGCCAGCCAUGUGCUCCCAUCUGGGGAAGUGAGAUGUGAUUGCCCGCCUGGGUAUCUCUUGAAGAACAGCACCUGUGUAAAGGAAGAAAACACCUGUCUCUCCAACCAGUACAGAUGUUCGAACGGGAAUUGCAUCAACAGCAUUUGGCAGUGCGACAACGACAACGACUGCGGGGAUAUGAGCGAUGAGAAGAAUUGCCCAACCACUGUGUGUGAUGUUGACACUCAGUUCCGGUGCCACGAGUCGGGGACCUGUGUACCGCUGUCCUACAAGUGUGACCUGGAGGAUGAUUGUGGAGACAACAGUGACGAGAGCCACUGCGAAACCCACCAGUGCCGCGAGGAUGAAUUCAGCUGCAACUCAGGGAUGUGUGUUCGCCUGUCAUGGAAGUGUGAUGGGGAUAACGAUUGCCGAGACUGGUCUGAUGAAGCAAACUGCACUACAGUGUACCACACUUGCGAAGCCUCCAGUUUCCAGUGCCAUAAUGGGCACUGCAUCCCCCAGAGGUGGGCGUGUGAUGGUGACGCCGACUGCCAAGAUGGAUCUGAUGAGGACCCCACCAACUGUGAGAAGAAGUGCAACGGCUUCCAGUGCCCUAACGGGGGUUGCAUCCCUUCCAGCAAGCGCUGCAAUGGGGUCCGCGACUGCUCUGACGGCUCUGACGAAGAGCAUUGUGAGCCCAUCUGUACGCGCUACAUGGAUUUCGUGUGUAAGAAUCGGCAGCAGUGUUUGCUGCGUUCCAUGGUUUGUGAUGGCACCGUGCACUGUCGAGAUGGCUCAGAUGAAGACUCUGCCUAUGCAGGAUGCUCCCAAGACCCUGAGUUCCACCACACUUGUGACCAGUUUAGCUUCCGGUGUCAAAAUGGUGUGUGCAUUAGUUUGGUGUGGAAAUGUGACGGCAUGGAUGACUGUGGGGACUAUUCCGAUGAGGCGAACUGUGAAAACCCAACCGAAGCCCCAAACUGCUCUCGGUACUAUCAGUUCCAGUGUGACAAUGGGCACUGCAUCCCUAAUAGGUGGAAAUGUGACAAAGAGAACGACUGUGGCGACUGGUCCGAUGAGAAGGCCUGCGGAGGUUCAGCUGUCGUCCCCGCCACCACCUUGGCCCCUGCCACGUGUUCGCCUAACCACUUCCGGUGCAAUGGCGGUGCUUGCAUCAUGAACAGCUGGGUUUGUGACGGAUACCGGGACUGUGCAGACGGCUCUGACGAGGAUGCUUGCCCCACGACACCAAUCGGUGCAACUUCAACAUCGCCCAGUGUCCCCGGACGCUGCAGUCGAUUUGAGUUUGAGUGCCAGCAGAUGAAGAAAUGUGUCCCAAAUUGGAAGCGCUGCGACGGCUUGAGAGACUGUCAGGAUGGCACUGAUGAGCUGAACUGCCCUACUCACAGCACCUUGUCGUGCCCUAAUGGGUUCAAGUGUGAAGAUGGAGAGGCUUGCAUCACAAUGACGGAGAGAUGUGAUGGGUUCCUGGAUUGCUCAGACAGCAGCGACGAAGGAAACUGUACCGAUGACACUCUUGUCUAUAAAGUGCAGAACCUCCAAUGGACAGCCGAUUUCUCCGGCAACAUCACUUUAACCUGGACCCGCCCUAAGAAGAUGCCCCUUGCAUCCUGCGUCUACAAUAUCCAUUACAGGAUGGUUGGUGAGAGCGUCUGGAAAUCCUUAGAAACCCACAGCAACAAAACCAACAGCGUCUUGAAAGUCCUGAAGCCAGACAGCACGUACCAGGUCAAAGUUCAGGUUCAGUGCCUGAGCAAAGCGUACAACACCAACGACUUCAUCACCUUGCGUACCCCGGAAGGACUGCCAGACCCUCCCCGACAUCUUCAGUUGUUGCUGAAGAGAGAAGCUGAAGGCGUUGUGGUUUGCCAGUGGGCACCACCAGCGAAUGCCCACGGCCUGAUCAGAGAAUAUGUUGUGGAAUACAGCAGAGCUGGUUCCAAGGAAUGGUCGUCUGUGAGAGCCACCAGCAACUACUCGGAGAUAGAGAGCCUGCAGGUCAACAUGUUGUAUACAGUCAGAGUUGCUGCGGUAACUAGCCGUGGAGUGGGAAACUGGAGUGAUUCCAAAUCCAUACGAACCGUAAAAGGCAAAGUUAUCCCACCACCUACGAUCCAUAUUGAUAGCUACACUGAAAACUCCAUAAGCUUCACCCUCAAAAUGGAAGCUAACAUUCAGGUGAACGGUUAUGUUGUGAAAAUCUUCUGGACUUUCGAUACCCACAGACAAGAAAAAAUAUCCUUGCUCAUUGAUGGGGGAAAGUCGGCACAAACUGUGAGUAACUUGACUGCUCAGACACAGUACGAGAUUUCUGCAUGGGCCAAGACGGAGCUGGGGGACAGCCCUCUGUCUUUUGCCCACGUGUUGACCAGCGGCACACGACCACCCCCUCCCAGUCUGAAAGCUAAAGCUGUGAAUCAGACAGCGGUGGAGUGCAACUGGACUGGCCCCAAGAACGUGGUAUAUGGCAUAUUUUAUGCUACAUCUUUCCUGGAGCUCUACAGGAAUCCUACCAAUGCCACCACCACACUGCACAACAUUACAGUCAUUGUCAACAGAGAUGAGCAGUACUUAUUUCUGGUACGUGUGAUAUCCCCAUACCAAGGGCCGCCUUCCGAUUACAUCGUUGUGAAGAUGAUUCCUGACAGUCGCCUCCCCCCUCGGCACCUUCACUCUGUGCACCUGGCAAAAACCUUUGCGGUUAUCAAGUGGGAGUCUCCUUACGAUUCUCCUGACCAAGAUAUGUUGUAUGCUGUAGCAGUGAAAGAUUUAAUAAAGAAAACAGACCGGAUCUACAAGGUGAAAACUCGCAACAGCACCGUGGAGUAUACCAUCAAGAAGCUGGAACCCGGUGGCAAGUACCAUAUCAUCGUCCAGCUGGGAAACAUGAGCAAAGAGGCCAGUUUGAAACUUAACACAGUUUCCCUGGCUGCACCAGAUGCCUUAAAGAUUAUAGCAGAAAACGAUCACAUCUUGUUGUUUUGGAAAAGUUUAGCCUUAAAAGAAAGUCAUUUUAGCGAAAACCGGGGGUAUGAAAUACACAUGUUUGACAGCGUGACAAAUAGCACGUCAUACCUGGGCAAUACCACGGAGAACGUCUUCAAAGUCUCCAACCUGAAGAUGGGGCAUAAUUACUCCUUCACGGUGCAAGCAAGGUGUCUUUACAGCGGGCAGGUGUGCGGGGAGCCUGCAACGCUACUUUACAACGAAGUGGGAAGCGGCAGGGAUCCUGCUGCAUCCACCAUGAGCAAGCCUACAGACGUGGCUGCCAUUGUGGUGCCGAUGUUAUUCCUCUUGCUAGUGACAGUGGGCAUAGGGUUUGUUGCCUUGUACAUGAGGCACAGAAGACUUCAGAAUAGCUUCACGGCCUUCGCAAACAGCCACUACAGCUCCCGACUGGGGUCAGCAAUAUUCUCAUCAGGCGAUGAUUUAGGAGACGAGGACGACGAAGCGCCGAUGAUCACAGGCUUUUCAGACGAUGUCCCCAUGGUGAUAGCAUGAAGAGCGUUUCUGACUCUGGAAACCAAAAUGGUGUAAAUAUUUUAUUUGAUAAAAAAGGAGAAAAAACACAGUCAACUGUUUAUUUUAAAACAAUAUACAGUAUAUAUAUAUAUAUAUAUCUGCACUUUUGAGUUGCAAUAUGUUAUUUUUGUAUGGCCGGAAAAAAAGAAGAAGAAAUAAUUAUUACACUUUGUAGUACACAGCUGUGAACUUUCAAAAAACCAGGUUGAUUUAGUAACAAUUUCUGUUUCUUUGUUUCCCUCCCAUUUCCAACCUUUAAUUUAGUCUUACAAGGCUGUGCUUGCUGGGCAUGCUUUUAAGUCUGUGAGAUAAUUCUCUCCCCCACCCCCUCGUCCUUGUUGACUUUGACUCUGAUCCUCUGAGAAGUUGUGCGUAGUCAGAGAGAAGCCGCUUGAUGCUCCUUCCAGCUUUGACAUGAUACCAUAGAGUUGGUUGUGAAGAAUGGCAAAAGUUUGGCUGCCACCGACAUGGAAGCACCGUAUUCAUCUCCCCCUCGUAAUGUGUCAUAUUGGAAAGGCAUGUGACCUCUACCAUCCCUUCCCCCAUAUCGCUGGCCCCCACUGCGCUGGGAUAGGGGCAGGUCACGAAGUGGGGAGUCCCAGUACUUGGGCUGCAGCAUGCCACUUCCCUCGCCACUGCCCCUCUUUCCCAUACACAACUCAGUGGUUCACUGGCGCCCCCUGGGAUGCAGUAGCUGCUUGAGUUAGCCUUCUGUCAUCACGCGGGCCAUUCGUCGGCUUCAGAGCUUGUUCCCCAGCCUGAAGAACUUGGUUGCCGGAGGUAGGAACGCUUCUGAAGGCCAGUUGCUAGAAGCCACAGGAAGGGAGAGUACUGUCAUGCUCAGGCCCUGCUUGCUGGUCUACCAUAGUCAUCUCGUUGGCCACCACGAGGACAGGGUGCUGGUUUAGAUGGGUCACAGGCCUGAUCCAGCAGUCUCUUGUGAGGAGACAUUUCCUGGCCUACUCUCCUGCUUCUGUUCCCUGAUUUGCUGUCUCAGAUCAUUUGGGGGACCACAGAACUGCUACCUCCCCACCGGAUAAAUUUCUGAAAGCCCACCUGCUCCUUGACACAGUUUCUGACCGUUUCCAAUGCUUGGCCACCCAGAGCGUAAUUGGGGAACCCUGCAGUGUUGUGCAAUCACAUCAUGCAUUUCCAUUACUGCACAUUACCAGGGAAGGGGGACGAAGAGGGCUGUUUUCAUAGCCCUGUUUCUAGUUUGAAUGAAAGAUACGGGGGCAAGGAAGGACUGCUGAGAGGUUCCUUUGUGGCCUUCGUUAUAUGGUGGUUAUGCAACCAAAGUGGGUAAGGUGGGGCAACAACGAUGUCUUGCCCAUUCGCUAUCUUAGGGCACACCCCUGCCCCCCAAAUGCUGCUGCUACAAACCUCUCUUCAUUUCCAGAGGUCUUGCAUGAAAUCCUUACCCAAUCCCACGAGGCCAGCAACUAGCAGAACCACUUCUCUCAGGAUCAGAGUCCAAACUAGCUUCUUUCUUUUUUCCUAGGAGAAAAUUUUAUUUUAAUAAAUUCAGGAAAAUAUAAAUAUAUAUCUAUAUAUAUAUAUAUCUAUGAAGAGAGAUUCCUGAAGGUUUUAACAUUGGCUUAAAAAAAUAUUUGGAUCUUGUUUUAUAUGAGAUUUUUUUUGUUCUGUUUUAUUAAUUUAUUAGGAAAUCUGCUUUUGGUCAGAGUUCCAGAAUUCUCAGUCAUGUUGCACACUUAUUGUGUGAGGAGAUGUGCCACUUUAACCUUUUGCAAAAUAGUCGUUUCUUCCCUCCAACCCCUUAUGUGUCUUGUAAUUGAAUCAGGUAUUACUGCCAUAGUAAAAGAAAAGAAAAAAAAAACAUUUUUAUCUUUCAAUACUUUUCCAUGCUUUAGGAGAAAACAAAACAAAAAAAGCGGGGAGGGAGGUAGAGUGUGAGACUUGUUGAUUUGUAAAACUGAGGGCUAAAAUAGUUUCUGCAAAGCACUUAGUACACAUUCAUGGAAGCAAAAAAAUAUAUACAUAUCUAGGCGCACAAAGGUUCAUUCACUGGUUAACUUUUCUGUUUGUGUGUUUUUAAUGCAAGUGAAGAUGAUGAAGUCCUGAGUGCACCCCAGUGCAGAGGUAACAGCUCUUGCAUGAUGAGGAUUCCCCAUUCACUCUAAUGGAAGGGGCAGUGUCCAUGAUAGACCACUUUCUGCAAGAAGAGCUGCCUGCUCCAUGUAGGCCCUGUGCCUCCAUAUGCACUUGAGAAACUUCUGGAUCAGGGUUAAACCCUCCCACGUUUGUUUGUUUUUUACAUUCAAUGGGUUAUGGGAAUUUGGGGGCCACCUGCCACCUGCUUGGAUCAUUCCCAAUAAGUGGGGGUUGUAUCCAAUGCAACGAUAAGCAACCCAUUCCAUUAGUUCAAGGGUUUACGUUUGCGCAAUGAAACUUCCCUAUGUGCCUGCCAAAUCUGGGUUUCCCCUUCCAACCCUCUGGGGCAGAUUUGAGGAGGGCACAUUGCAUGUGGGGGGGUUGGAAUCCCCAUGUGCAACUGUAAAUCCUUGAGGACAAGGGCAUUUGGGGCUGAGUAGGAGUUGCAGACUUAGCAUAGCUAUGCAACUUUGGCUCCAAAGCCAAAUAUCUGGUUCUCCUUGUCUUGUAUUUGUGUGAGUUACAAUGUGGAUUCCAUCAUUAAAAAAAACAAAACAAAACAAAACAGUAGGAAGAAGGUAUUGCUUAAGAAUUAGGUGCCCCGCACAAAGGCUGCUAAAAUUACAGCUUCCCUGUGUCCGACAGGGUGCAAACCCAGAUGUGUGCCUGCUCAAAAGUUUCCUCUCCUUGCCUAUGUUGCGUGGCCCUGUUUGACCUUUGGUGCAGUUCGGACAUUUCCAAAGUAUCCCGUGUACUAGAGGACCAGGCCUGUUUUCUGUCCUUCUACCUUACAACUAAGCCAGGGGCCAAUUGCUGCCCUCUGGACCUCUCUAUCUGGCCGUCAAGAUUCUCUGCAGGCCUCCUAGUCAGCCACACCCCUACGGGCCCUGCUCUGCACCCUCCUUGAGUGUUUUUGCCUGGCUUGAAUGUGUCCUUAGCUCUGUUCAUGCCACCUCCUUGCUUGGAUGGAGGAUAGAGACAGGUGUGCGUGGAAGGAUGCAGGAGGGUAGCCUAAAAUCUAGAGGUGGACUCUGCAUUCAUUGCUCUUCCCACUUCUUCCAGGCUGAAAACACUUCCUCACUGCUGAUCUAAUUUUAAUGCAUGGUACAAGUGCUCCAUGGGGCGGGGUGUGUGUGUGUGUGCCCACACAUACAACAUCCUGCGUCAAGUGACUGUUCCCCCUUGUUCUUCUCUUUCCCCCCUAUCUUGGGGAAUAAAUAGUGCGAUUUGGGCUGUCACAUAUGCAAGCAUCCAUGCUGAGCCCCCACAUUGCAUGGAUUAUGUGCUAUGGCGGGAAGCAGAAGUACGGGCCGGCUCUACCAUUAGACAGAGGCUCUCACCACCCACUAAGUAUUGAACAGUGGUUCUAAAAACUAGCAUAAGGGGCAAUGGGGUUUUUUUAAACCACCUGCUCUGCCAAAGCUCUUUUCAGCAGCCUAGGAUAGGGGAUUGCAACAGUCCACAGCCCUGUUUUGCUGACUUGGGUCGCACCUCCCCAAAUUCUGCAUAUGCAAACCUAGUCGAGAAAUUGCAAAGCUUCACAUUUCUCAGAUGCAAACAUCCAUACCGGUUUGAACCAAAUAUAUAUAUAUAUACCGUAGAUUCCGGCGUAUUAGGCGACUGGGCGUAUAAGAUGAUCCCCGAAUUUUUAGAGGAUUUUCCGGGGUUUAAAAGUCGUCUUAUACGCCAGAAUCUAUGGCAUAUCUUUGCUGCAUAUAACUUAGUCUUCCUAGGGCUGGAGUGAAUAUCAAACUGGCCAAGCAUGACUUGGAUAAGCAAUCUUAAACUAUUCCCACCAUGCCUUCUCCGUAACUGAUUAUUAUUUUGCUGACAAUGGUGGGCUUUCCCCCUCUGAUUUUUGCUGUUUUGACCUUUUCUCCUUCUACGAAGAAGCACCUAACGGUUACAUUUCAGUAAGCGUGGAAGGUCUGCCAACGUUAUACAUACAGAUGUUCUUCCCUUUUCAAGUAAACUCAGCAAUAGCCUGAAGGAGGUCAGAGCUAUCCUGAUCUUGUGACUCGUUUGUGUGCUGUGUUUGAAAUUGACCCCUCGUAGGUUAUCUAUAAUGAUUACGUUGCGGGAGGUUGGACUUGGAUGAACCUUUGGGUCCCUUCGAACUCUGCAGUUCUGUGAUUCUUACACUAGAUGAGUGGUCUUCGCAGUUUCCAGACUGACUUUACUACCGAGGAACCCUGAACCCAGUCACAUAAAUUGGAGAUGCGUUGCAGAGAUGAUGCAUUGGAAAUAGGGUCUCGUUUCAAACCGGACGCUAGCAAGGGAUGCCAAGAACUGUAAUGGUCUUUUGUCCUAUUGUCAGCAUACCAUAGCCUCAGCUGUAAAAUAAGUUUGUGGUGGUACAAACUGGGUGUCGACACACAUCCAUCUCCUUUGAAGUGCAGGAGCUUCACAUAAUAGAGAGGCUUCGAGACAUAGCUCUGGGAUAGCUUAGCUGGUAGAGCGCGAGUUUCUUAAUCUCAGGGCUGUUGGUUUGAGCCCCACGUAGGGCUAAAGAUUUCUGUAUUGCAGGGGGUUGGAUUAAAUGACCCUCGUGAUCCCUUUCCAACUCUAUGACUCUUAUCUUAAAAAGACAUGAUUAUUUUUUUAAUGUAUUUUUUGCAUAGCAUGGAACAGCAGCUCGUUAAGUAUAGCUCUGAAAGAUGUGAUUGUUUUUUGUUUAAAUAAAUUGCAAGCACCACA